CCCCGCCCCCAACGGAGCUAGCGCGAGUCUGCGCAGUAGGCGGGGGGGCGCGGGCGGCCGGGCAUGUGCCAGUCUUGAAGCCCUCGGUCGGCGCUACACAGCCGCCGAGAUGCUUAUGAAAGGGCGCUUCCCCAUCCGACGGACCCUGCAGUACUUGAACCAGGGCGAAGUGGUGUUUAAGAGCUCGGUCAAGGUCAUGACCGUGAAUUACAACACCCACGGGGAGCUGAGCGAGGGAGCCCGGAAAUUUGUGUUUUUCAACAUUCCUCAGAUUCAGUACAAAAACCCCUGGGUGCAGAUCAUGAUGUUCAAGAACAUGACGCCAUCACCCUUUCUGCGGUUUUAUUUAGAUUCUGGUGAGCAGGUCCUGGUGGAUGUGGAGGACAAGAGCAACAAAGAGAUCGUGCAGCAUAUCAAAAAGAUCCUGGGGAAAAAUGAGGAAGUCCUCAAGAUGGAGGAGCUAGAGAAAAAGAAGCUUUCUCACCCAGCUAAUUUUGGACCCAAAAAAUAUUGCCUGCGGGAAUGUAUCUGUGAAGUAGAAGGACAGGUCCCCUGUCCAGGCAUUGUGCCUUUACCCAAAGAGAUGACUGGCAAGUACAAAGCUGCUCUGAAAGCCAGUGCUCAAGACUGAGGGUCCACAGUGGAGGCUCCUGAUAGCUGGGACAGCUGAGCUUGUGCUGAAAGACAAAGGCCUUAGAGACCAAGUGAUGGAGAGACUGGUACUCGCAUGGUCUCAGCAGCUGGUAAGCUCCCAAGCCUCUCUCCAGAGCCCAGGAAAGCCCAAGCUACCUCAUAUUCAAAAGGGCCCCAUUAAAGACACUAGCACAAGGCUAGAGGAGCCAGAAGACAAAGCAAGGCUGGGGGAUUUAAGUGAAAAGACUUAGUUUGCUAAUAAAACACUUUGUAUUGACUACAGAUGUGAUUUCCUAGUAAGGAAACCUUUACAUAAGAAAUGUUUUACUGAUUAGGUGAAAAUGAAAAGACUGCCUUUUGUCAGCAUCACUGUAUCUUCCCUGUCUACAAGCCUCUCUUUCACCAGAGCUCUACUUAGCCUGAUUCCAAGCCUUAUUUUCCUUCUCCCCACUCCCAUAUCCUGGUCUUUAUAACCACAAUACUCCUGAAUUUUAGGGCUGCAAGAGGAGCUACAGGGCCAAGUAAUAUGGGGUUUCAACAUUUAUGGGACAGUAGCAAAAAGAGUUCACAGAUGGUAGUCUAGUACUAGCAUUUCAAGGUAAAUUCAGAUUUCUUCUCUGGGUGGAUUUAAACUUCAGUCAGUAGCACUCUGUCUCCUGCUACUAAAUAUACUGGACACAACUGUGUGGUGACAGGUCCCAGAUUGUUGUCAGUCUGCUUUUGAAAAGUUCAGGUACUCCUUUAAUGCAGUAAAAUCUAGAAAUCUGUAAUAAAGACUUGAUGAUCA
Trichosurus vulpecula (common brushtail) is the source of this 1420-nucleotide messenger RNA. It is a transcript of the gene MRPS25, whose product is annotated as mitochondrial ribosomal protein S25. The transcript has 4 exons. The record is from RefSeq and is a predicted model, not a curated record. Bases 110 to 631 code for a protein of 173 amino acids. Gene Ontology annotation, cellular component: mitochondrion. NCBI's taxonomy places the organism in Eukaryota, Metazoa, Chordata, Mammalia, Diprotodontia, Phalangeridae. Gene Ontology annotation, molecular function: structural constituent of ribosome.